Messenger RNA from Varanus komodoensis (Komodo dragon), 3906 nucleotides. RefSeq names its product ubiquitin conjugating enzyme E2 W (gene UBE2W). Lineage: Eukaryota; Metazoa; Chordata; Lepidosauria; Squamata; Varanidae. Bases 75 to 614 code for a protein of 179 amino acids. The transcript is spliced from 6 exons. The record is from RefSeq and is a predicted model, not a curated record.
GACGGGGAGAGAGGGAAUGGGAGAGGCCGGGCGAAAACCCUUCCUCACUCGACUGCCCAAGGAAGAGAGGACAGAUGAGGCCAAAGCUCUUUCCACGGGCGAGGCAGCGAAUCAGGCAGGAAAGAGGGCUGAGAGAGGCUGUUCUGUUGGGCUUGAAUCAGGAAGAAGAGCAGAAGAGACUACAGAAAGAGCUAUUGGCUUUACAGAAUGAUCCGCCACCAGGAAUGACCUUAAAUGAAAAGAGUGUACAAAAUUCAAUUACACAGUGGAUUGUAGACAUGGAUGGUGCUCCUGGAACAUUAUAUGAAGGGGAGAAAUUUCAACUGCUAUUUAAAUUUAGUAGUCGUUAUCCAUUUGACUCUCCUCAGGUCAUGUUUACCGGUGAAAAUAUUCCUGUUCAUCCACAUGUUUAUAGCAAUGGUCAUAUCUGUUUAUCUAUUUUAACAGAAGACUGGUCUCCAGCACUUUCAGUGCAAUCAGUUUGUCUUAGCAUUAUUAGCAUGCUUUCCAGCUGCAAAGAAAAGAGACGACCACCAGAUAAUUCAUUUUAUGUAAGAACAUGUAACAAGAAUCCAAAGAAAACAAAAUGGUGGUAUCAUGAUGACACUUGUUGAUGCCACCAGUUUGUGAAUCUCCUAACAGAAGAUAGUCCUACUGAGAAAAUGAGCACUUUGAUCAUUCAGUCUUUGAACUAUAACCUCCUGACUGGAAGUGACAAAUAGGCAAUGAAGACUACUUCCUUAGACUGCAUUUUUACUAGUGUGCAUUCUGGGCGCAUGUUGAUCGCUGGUUCAGGCCAAGCUACUGACAUGCUUUUCUUGGUCAUACAGUAUUAAUGCAGGUGUCAGAAAAUCUAAAGACUUCGAUUUUUUAAACUUUUGGAAGAAUUCCAGGUCUUUGUGUAUUGUGCAAUAAUAUGAAUUUCUUGACGGUUUUGGUGUAUCCAUUGCCGGCAAAAGAUUGUAUCAGGAAACUUAUACCCCUGCCACAAAGUUAGAUGCAUGAUAGAGCCUUUGAAAAGUUUUAAGUAUAUUGGGAUUAUAAGUAACCUUUAUGUUAAAAGCCACCUAAUUGUUUAGCUAUGGAUUCUGUGCACUGUGAUCAUAAAACUAGCGGCGUGAAUUAAAACAUGCUUAGCUAAAGAACUAAUAAGAUUAUCACAUAUUUAAUGAACUGUCAAUGUUUUGACAAGGAAGAUUUUUCCAAGUUAUAUCAGCAGAGAGGUACGUACUAUGUUAUCCCUAUGGUGAAAUAAAUACCUUUUUGUGUGUAUAUUAUCUUUCUGAAGCAAAGGUAUGAAUAAAAUAGGGUAGGAGUGAUUUAAUCAAGGCAAACUUUGUUCUGGAAAUGGGAACAGAUGGCAUUGAUACAACUGAAUUUGCUGCAGUCCAUAAUUGGACUUGUUAAUAUGUACACUAGAGCUGUUUUCCAAGUAGAUUGCACACUGUUAUUUCAUACUAGCCUUCAGCAUGAGCCCUGUUGCCUACACAAUAUUUCAUUUAUUUAUAUGUUUGGAAAUUUUGUUUGAGUUCACUGUUUCUUUCAUUGUGUUAUAUGUCAUAUUUGAAUGUUACAAAACAAUAUUUUCACUGAAAAGCUGUCAGAAGAUAUUUUCUUGUAAAUUAUUUCCUUACCUUGUAAACAUUUAUCUUGUCUUUUAAUCCUGUACUAUAAAGGAAGAAAUACAUUUUGGGCAGAGAUGAAAUGUUUUGACAAAAAAGUGUGGAUCUUUUUAUUUAAGCUUAGACAAAUAUAUAUAUAUUUUUCUUAUCUUCCUUGUCCCAUACAGCCAUAGCAAUUUUUCCAGGUUUUUCUUCAAAGAUCUGACUACAGCUAGAUUUACCUUUUUAUAUAGAAAAACAAUUGUUAAACAAUAGUGAAUUGUUCUUCACCUCUAUGUAAUUUUCUGAUGUCGCAUCUAGGCUGUCUUUUUAGGAAGCACUGAUGUGUCUUUUAUAAACUUACUACCUUUACACAUAUGCAAACUUUCUAUUUCAAUGCUCUUUUUAACGAUGCCUUAUUGUUGCACUAAAAAAAAAAGUCAAACCUAGUAGUCAAUAAAUGAAUGUCUGAAUUGAGUAAAGCUCUUACUUGAUUUUUAAAGUAAGAACAAGAUCAGAUAAACAUACCUAGCAGGAUUGGUUGGAUAAUCUUUUUUUUUUUUUUUUUUUGCUUUUCUUUCUUUUCUUUUUUUUUACUGCUGUGUUGUAACAUAGAAAUUUUAUAGAUAUGUACAUACCACUGUAUCUUCUCUAAUAAUUAAGACAAAUAUAAUUGCUCAACUCAGGGGUGGGUACAAAUCAAAUGGAAGAAAAAUGGUGUUCUGUUCAGGCACUGAAUUACAAGCUAUCGAUUUGGUAGGGCUGUUUUAAACAAGGAAAUUUUAUCUUUUCUAUUUUAAGGGAAUCUUUAUUGGUGUCUCAAUCAAAAAUGAACUGAUGCUGUGAAUAUAAAAAUGUGUAAAGAUGUUCAUACUCUUCUGUUACAAAAUGAAAAGUAUCACUUUAUAAUUUGUUCAUGCCAAAAAUAAUGCUGAGGAUUUGGAAUGUGUAUUCCUCUUUAUGAUUUUCUUCUAGCAAAUAUUUUUACUUGUAAAUGAAAUCAUAAUCCAUUAAGAGAUGUAUGCAAACUGGCAAUAUGCAUGAACAGUAACCACUGAAUAUUUAAUUGGUAUCAUUAUAAUUGCUUAAUUCACUUGAACUGUGUGUUAGAAAACUAUGUAUGCAUACAGUAGAUUUACAUAAUUACCCAUGUCAAUCUGUUACCUAAUCCCCACUGAAGGGAAUACCCUCAUAUGUCUGAAAGUUUGAAUUAAUUUGUCCAUCAGAAAGGCUAAUGCAGUUGUUCCCAUAAUAUAAUAUACUGGUUUUAAAAGAUAAUGUACAAACUAAUCCAUGCUUAAGUGUUGCACAUAUUUUUAUUUGCCUAUAUAAAUAUCACAGUUUGGAUUAAAUGGAAUUCCUAAACAAACAAACAAACAAAAAAGUAUCUCAGUUUCUUUAUGCUAUUCCUGUAUUUAAAGAAUUACUGUGAUAACACUGAGUUGGAGCUAGAUUUGCUCAGAGUGGAACUGCAUGCAUUGAUGAUUUUGUGUUUAAAAAGUGAUUUUUACUGAUUCCUCAGUGCUCCCAGAAAUCUUCUCUUAAGGAUUAAGAGACACAAAGUAUUGUGCAAGGUGGUGCAGAAAUGUGUGGGAGAGAAUGAAUGAACAAAAAUUGCUGCCCCACUCUUCAUCCAUCCGAAAGUAUCUUCUGGGUUCUGAUUCCCUCUGCCAAUAGAAGAAACUUUUUCAUGCACAGUGGAACAACUUUGGCUCCAUCUCACUGUUAUCUAUAUUUAAAGCAAUCUAAUUAAUUUACAGCAAUUCCAAGUAGAAUAGAUUAGCUCAGAUGGCUUCAGCAUCUUAUCUCCUACAAGUCCAAACUAGAUUGCUCUGAAAAGCCAACAAACAACAAAUAAAGGCAAUAUCCAUCUCUCAUUGUUACACAGCAACUGAUAGUUAGGGGCAUACCUCUUUGGAACCUGGAACUUCCCUUCCGUAUGUAGCAAUUGAUAGACUGAUUUCCAUGCAUUUGUUUAAUACCCCUUUAAAUGUAGUUAUUUUACAUGUGGCAGCACAUGCUGCACCUCAAUUGUAUAUUUACUUGAAAGAUUUUUCUAAUUGAUUCCAUUGGAAAACAUUUAUCUAACUUUUCUAGAAAUGUAUAAUUUUACAAAAUCAAGACCCAAAUGAUUUAGCCUUCUCUAGGGAAGAUGCCACAAGCCCUGGGUAACCUUUUCCAGUCUGAAGUAUGAUAACCUGAAUCCUAUGUCCAAAAGCAGCUGCACCAUAGAUUUUGUAUAAAGUGUUAUAAUAGUGCACUUUUUUUGUUUUAUUUCCAGUACAUUAAAGAUUUUUGCCCUUUA